AUGUGGCAUGCGGUGGGGAGAAGACAACCCACUUUGCAGUGGAGAAACCUGACACACACUGCCACGGCCAGGAUCAAGGUCAACAUCCACUGUGAUGAGUCCGUUCCCAGGCCAAAAGCCAAAAUGAAAUUUAUAGUACUUGCUGUCACCGUUGGACUAACUUUGCUGCUAGGAGUCCAAGCCAUGCCUGCAAAUCGCCUCUCUUGCUACAGAAAGAUACUGAAAGAUCGCAACUGUCACAAUCUUCCAGAAGGAGUAGCUGACCUGACAAAGAUUGAUGUAAACGUCCAGGAUCACUUCUGGGAUGGGAAGGGAUGUGAGAUGAUCUGUUACUGCAACUUCAGUGAAUUGCUCUGCUGCCCAAAAGAUGUCUUCUUUGGACCAAAGAUCUCUUUCGUGAUUCCUUGCAACAAUCACUGAGAAUCAUCCUGUAUUCCAGACAA
Mesoplodon densirostris (Blainville's beaked whale) is the source of this 443-nucleotide messenger RNA. RefSeq names its product stimulator of chondrogenesis 1 (gene SCRG1). The transcript is spliced from 3 exons. The record is from RefSeq and is a predicted model, not a curated record. Lineage: Eukaryota; Metazoa; Chordata; Mammalia; Artiodactyla; Ziphiidae. The coding region runs from base 1 to 420 and encodes 139 amino acids.